Molecule: messenger RNA, 1366 nt
Organism: Hemiscyllium ocellatum (epaulette shark)
Lineage: Eukaryota; Metazoa; Chordata; Chondrichthyes; Orectolobiformes; Hemiscylliidae
Gene: amacr
Product: alpha-methylacyl-CoA racemase
Exons: 6
Coding region: 99-1244 (381 amino acids)
Biological process (GO): bile acid metabolic process
Cellular component (GO): mitochondrion
Molecular function (GO): alpha-methylacyl-CoA racemase activity
Source: RefSeq, a predicted model, not a curated record
GGAGGGGGCGGGUCGUUCAGCUGGUGUUUCCGUGAGGCCUAUUCCGCCGCUCGUGCUAGGCAUGUAGAGUCGGCAGCUGGAGGGUCAGGUGAAACAAAAUGGCUCUAGCAGGAAUCCGUGUAAUCGAGCUGGCAGGUUUAGCACCUGCUCCCCUGUGUGGAAUGAUUUUGGCUGAUUUUGGUGCCACAGUUGUACGCAUAGAUCGAACAAGGAUGGCUACAACUGACGUGUUAGGUCGAGGUAAACGCUCAGUGGCCUUGAAUCUGAAGAAACCAGAAGGAGUCAAAGUGUUGAAGCAGCUUUGUAAUCAGUCUGAUGUUCUCAUUGAACCUUUCCGUAAAGGUGUCAUGGAGAAGUUGGGUCUGGGCCCUGAAGAUUUAUUUAGCCAGAAUCCAAAGCUUAUCUACGCCAGGUUGACUGGGUUUGGACAAAGCGGACUAUAUUCCCGAAAUGCUGGGCAUGAUAUCAACUUCAUUGCAGUAUCAGGUCUUCUGUCAAAAUUUGGCAGGAAAGGUGAGAAACCUUAUGCACCACUAAACGUUCUCGCUGACUUUGCUGGAGGUGGCAUUAUGUGUGCCAUGGGUAUAAUGCUAGCUCUGUAUGAGAGAAUACGAUCUGGGAAAGGACAGCUCAUCGAUGCAAGCAUGAUCGAAGGAGCAGCUUACUGUGGCUCUUGGUUUUGGAAAUCACAGCAGUUGGGCAUUUGGGAUCAGCAAAGAGGUGAAAACCUACUGGACACUGGAGCACCAUUCUAUGAAACGUACAAGACAUCGGAUGGAAAGUACAUGGCUGUGGGUGCAUUGGAGCCUCAGUUUUAUGAGCAACUGAUAGAAGGUCUUGGCUUGGAUUCCACCAAACUCCCCCCUCAGAACAGCCAAUCAGACUGGCCUGAGUUAAAAAGAAUUUUUACAGAAGCAUUUGCUGCAAAGAGCCAAGAACACUGGACCAAGAUCUUUGAUGGAACUGAUGCUUGUGUUACUCCUGUUUUGUCUUUCCAAGAAGCUUUCAGUCAUCCACACAAUCGAGAAAGGGGAUCUUUUAUUACUGCUCAGGAUGGACAAGUCAGCCCAAGACCAGCUCCGGUCCUGUCCCGGACCCCAGCCAUUGUCAGCUUGGAAAGGGAUCCACGAGUGGGAGAGCACACACAACUUGUGUUGGCCGAGCAUGGUUUCACAAAAGAACAGAUGAAUAAACUCGAGUCUGCUGGUGUUAUUGAAUGCAAUAGAUCAAAAUCUAAUUUGUAACAGAAAAUAUGUAUUAUUUCACAAUACUAUAAUAAUCAAAUUUUGUGCCCGAGUGAUAUUUGAAUAAUUUCAUUUUCAAAAAAAAUGAAUUUUAUUUUUCUCAUUAAAUUUUAAAAAUUGAA